This is a messenger RNA of Athene cunicularia (burrowing owl), 2753 nucleotides long. It is a transcript of the gene NAT9, whose product is annotated as N-acetyltransferase 9 (putative). Gene Ontology annotation, molecular function: N-acetyltransferase activity. The transcript has 6 exons. NCBI's taxonomy places the organism in Eukaryota, Metazoa, Chordata, Aves, Strigiformes, Strigidae. The record is from RefSeq and is a predicted model, not a curated record. The coding region runs from base 139 to 768 and encodes 209 amino acids. Gene Ontology annotation, biological process: protein acetylation.
GAUUGGUACGAGCUGGGGCCUGCCCGCAGAGUGGGAGCGGCCACCGCUGGCUCCCGAAGGGCUCCGGGGUGCUGCCCCAUCCCUCGGCCUCGCUGGUGACCCGGGGCGGGGUGUUGGGUCUCUCUCAGCGCAGAGGCCAUGAAGAUCAACCAGAACACGGUGCUGCAAGGACAGAGGGUGACCCUGGUGCCAUACACAGCUGCACACGUACCCCGGUACCAUGAGUGGAUGCAGUCAGAGGAGCUGCAGCGCCUGACGGCCUCUGAACCACUCAGCCUGGAGCAGGAGUACGAGAUGCAGCGCAGCUGGCGGGACGAUGCAGACAAGUGCACCUUCAUUGUGCUGGACACGGAGCGGUGGUCUGGGCAGGCAUGUGCGGAUGAGGACUGCAUGGUGGGGGAUGUGAAUCUCUUCCUCACUGACGCUGAGGAUCCGACUUUGGGCGAGAUUGAAAUUAUGAUUGCAGAUCCCAGCUACCGAGGCAGAGGGUUUGGCAAGGAGGCGACUCUGAUGAUGAUGUCCUAUGGAGUGAGAAACCUGGGCAUCACCAAAUUUGAGGCCAAGAUUGGUCAGGAAAAUGAAGCCAGUAUCUACAUGUUCAAAAAGCUUCAUUUUAAGGAGGUUGCUGUGAACAGCAUUUUCCAAGAGGUGACGCUGAGGCUGGAUGUCAGUGACCAGGAGAGAUGGUGGCUCCUGGAGCAGACAAACCACGUGGAGGAGAAGAGCUACGUUGAACUGAAGCUGCCAGCUGGGGUGCUGCAGACCUGACAGACACAUCCAGACACAGGCCCAGUUUCCAGGGAGGAGUUGGACGCUGUUGUGAGGUCUGGGUGUGGAGGACACCACUGAGCCAGUGCUGCACUUGACUGUUUUCAUCUGUCUCCUUUGUCAUCUUGUCAACUCUGCACCUUGUUGCACCAGCCAGGAAUACUGCCUGAAAUUUGGACCUGGAGAACAGCCACUAAUUCACAGGCUUGGCUAGGAAUGACUAUAACCUUAACAUGCUGUUCCAGCAGAGCCUAAAAUCACCACUGGUUAAUUGAUUCCUGGUGCCACCAGUUUCUGGACAAGCAGCACCCACUGUUCCUUCUUCCGCUGCCCCUGGAACAGGAUUUCUCAGUUCAACAGAGGCAGUCUCAGUACUCUGGUAGCUCAGACUGUUUUGAAUAAAAACAAAUUACAAAGAUCUGAGGUGCCCGAGCAUGAUCUGGAAGCAGUGAGGCUCAGCUGCUCACUGGCUGCUGAAAAGGUGGUUAGAUGUUGUAAAGGACAGCAGACACUCUUUAAACCCUAUUUUCUGGGGUGUGGUGGGUUGCAAGGAGGGACAUUGCUGGGUCCUGGAAGUGAGCCCAGCCAAAGGGCAAGUUAACACGAUGAAAAUUACUGAUACCAGCCCAGUGAGACUAGAGCAGAGCCUCGCCACGAUCGCUGCGUAAUGGUGGGGCCAGCAGCUGCAGGAGGCUGCUGAGACAAAAGCCCUUGAGUUUCAGGGCUGUGCUUUGGACCUGGAAACCUCAGGCCAUCAGUGAAGGGAUAUCACACUUCAUUUUACCAGGCUGCUUUUAUGAACGUGAGGAGGAGGAGAACACGACUGAAAUAAGACAGAAUAGUGAUCUCUGCUUCAAGGAGCUCAGGAAUUGCUCUGCCGAGCUUGGGGGCUCCGUUUGCUGCUCUCCAGUAAGAUCAGUGGGGGGAAAAACACCUCUUACUGGGGGCAGAUACAUUUAGGAUAGGAACUAGCCAGCUCGUCUCCGCUGUGACCAAGAUCUGUGGCUGAAGAGGCAGCACUUGCCUGACUCCCACUGGACAGAUUUUUUAAUGCAGUUAUUUAGCCUGACCUUCCCUGCCCUGCGCAGCGUGCUCUCCACAGCAGGGAAGCUUGUAAGAGGAGAGGACAGAAGGUAAGGAGGAUAACUGGCAGUCCUGUGUGUUUUCCCCCUAUAAUAGCCAUGAUGGCUAAUUCUAGACCAGAAGUUCUUUGUUCCAAUUAUGCAGCAUCAGGUAAUAGCUUUCAGAUUUGCCCAAGGAUGUUUUUAUCAGAGACUGGUAGACUGUGGAAUUUUUAGUGUUGGUAUGCCUGUAUUUUUAGGACCUGUGGGUUUUAGUUUUCCAAUUUUAGUUAAUUUAAAUACAUCAUUCCUGUAACUAAUAUUAAAACCAGGCAUGGGAACAGCAUAUCAUGGUAUUUUAAACAAGUAUUUAGAGUGGAUUUAGUUGUAGCAAAAGCUUAGUGUGGUAAUAAAAUGAAGAGCAGCUCUACUUCCAGCUGGGAUUACCAUGACAAGGGCUACUAAUCCUCCUGCUCUCAGUCACCUGCUGCAGGCAGGGAUGGAUUCUGUCCCCCAGAAUGAGAUUUGCAGAACCUGCCGGGUGAGCUGCUGGCUCUCUGCUACUUCCCUGGAGUGUUUCAUCCCUCUGCCAGAGGAGCAAGGUCGACUGGCAGGAGAGAUGUAGCUGGGGUCAGACUUGCUCCCCUAAAAAGGGACCAAGGUGGGAAAAAUAAUUUCUUUUAAUCUCUGCUGCCAGAGAUGAGGGGGGCAUGGUGAAAGUGUGCUGCCCUCCCCAGCCCCGCUGCGGCUGCCUGUGCCUGGCCGGUUGCUCCGGAGCCAGCGAGUGCCCUGCUUGGCAUCCCUGGUCCCCCAGCAACGCCGGCACGUUCCCCGCCUCCAUGGGCGGCUGGGAAAAGCCUUCACCCUGGCAACCCGAAACAAAGUUGAGUCUGUCCCUGAGCUAUAGCCCUCCCCCGGGGUUGG